Messenger RNA from Morchella importuna, 525 nucleotides. RefSeq lists its product as uncharacterized. The transcript has 2 exons. Bases 1 to 525 code for a protein of 174 amino acids. The record is from RefSeq and is a predicted model, not a curated record. NCBI's taxonomy places the organism in Eukaryota, Fungi, Ascomycota, Pezizomycetes, Pezizales, Morchellaceae.
AUGACGACCUCUGGAUCUCUUCGCAAUCAAUUUAUCAGCUCCACCGCACAUGCUGUUUCGGCCGCUGAAGCUAUCAGCAACAUUCUCGAGUACGACCCGGACCUAAGCUUCAUCCCGUACUUCUUUGGGAUUUACCUGCUGCAGGGUAGCUUUUUGCUGCUCCUGAUCGCCGAUAAGCUGCAGGGUGAGGCGUCGGGUGCUGUCGUCACUGCUUGUGAAACAAUCGUUAGGGCGCAUGAAGUUUGUGUGGUAACACUAAAUACAGAGUAUCAGAGAAACUUCCGAAAGGUUCAUGCGAAGCGCAUUAAGUCAGGUGCGCGGCAGAGGCGCACCAGAGGAUAUGGAGGAGCAGAAGCAGAAGAGGCGGGAGGUGCUACAGCUUUACAGAUGGUGCGGAGAUGGAACCGGACUCGCGCUUUGAAAGCAGAAAUGGAUUCUACGACCCUUCUCUUCACAGACGACUACUACCAUUGGACGAACAAGGACAAGAAAGAAGCAGAGGAAAACGACAACGAUAUCAACUGA